GAGAGCGCGGCGCGAGCGUCACGCGCGAGAGCGUCCCGCGCGCCUUCUGUUCUGCGUCCACCGUCGCCACCGCUUCCCGGAGCCUCCUCGUGGCUUCGCGCGCCAGGCCUGCGGCGUCCGGGCUCUGCGGUCAACAACAGCAUGUCCUCCUCGGCCCCCGCUGCAGAGGGAGAAGGAACCCCCGCCCAGCCCGCGUCCGAGAAGGACCCCGAGAUGCCCGGCACGAGAGAGGAAAGUGAAGAGGAGGAUGAGGACGAGGAGGAAGAGGAAGAAGAAGAGGAAGAAAAAGAAAAAAGUCUCAUCGUGGAAGGCAAGAGAGAGAAGAAAAAAGUGGAGAGGUUGACAAUGCAAGUCUCUUCCUUACAGAGAGAGCCAUUUACAAUUGCACAAGGAAAGGGACAGAAACUUUGUGAAAUUGAAAGGAUACAUUUCUUUCUGAGUAAGAAGAAAACAGAUGAACUUAGAAAUCUACACAAACUGCUUUACAACAGACCAGGCACAGUGUCCUCUUUAAAGAAGAAUGUGGGUCAGUUCAGUGGCUUUCCAUUUGAAAAAGGAAGUGUUCAAUAUAAAAAGAAGGAAGAAAUGUUGAAAAAAUUCAGAAAUGCCAUGUUAAAGAGCAUCUGUGAGGUUCUUGAUUUGGAGAGAUCAGGUGUAAAUAGCGAACUGGUGAAGCGGAUCUUGAAUUUCUUAAUGCAUCCAAAGCCUUCUGGCAAACCACUGCCAAAAUCCAAAAAAACUUCUAGUAAAGGCAGCAAAAAGGAACGGAACAGUUCUGGAAUGGCGAGGAAGGCUAAGCAAACCAAAUGUCCUGAAAUUCUCUCAGAUGAAUCUAGUAGUGAUGAAGAUGAAAAGAAAAACCAGGAAGAAUCUUCAGAUGAUGAAGAUAAAGAAAGUGAAGAGGAGCAGCCACCAAAAAAGACAUCUAAAAGAGAAAAACCUAAACCAAAAGCCACUUCUAAAAGUAAAAAAUCUGUAAAAAGUGCUAAUGUUAAGAAGGCAGACAGCAGCACCACCAAGAAGAAUCAAAACAGUUCCAAAAAAGAAAGUGAAUCUGAGGAUAGUUCAGAUGAUGAACCUUUAAUUAAAAAAUUGAAGAAACCUCCCACAGAUGAAGAGUUAAAGGAAACAGUAAAGAAAUUAUUGGCAAAUGCUAACUUGGAGGAAGUCACAAUGAAGCAGAUUUGCAAAGAGGUGUAUGAAAAUUAUCCUGCUUAUGAUUUAACUGAAAGAAAGGAGUUCAUAAAGACAACUGUUAAAGAGCUGAUUUCUUGAGAUAGAAGUUAGAGACAGAUGACUUGGCCCCAUGGAUUUGAAGAUCUGAUUUAUACCAGCAAAGAGAAUGUAUUUCCUUUUCUAAAUCUUUGUUAACCAUUGCGUUGGUAGACCUUAUCACUGACCUUUUGAUCUUGAGUGUUACGUAAAUUUGACAUUGCCGUUUUAAAUUGCAUUUCUAUGCAGUGUUUAGUUUAAAAUCUUGCAUGGCAGCAGUUGUUCCCUUGCUUUUAUAGUUGUAUUUUGUACAUUUGGGUUUCUUUAUAUAAGGUCAUAGGUUCUUGAACUGUUGUGGUUUUUAGUGUGCUUAAUAUUAGCUUGCUGAAGACAUAAUACUUUUAAUCAAGUAGAACAAAAGCUGUUAUUACUACCGGCAUCUAUACAUGCAGCGAGUGUUACAGUAUUUAGUGGAUGAAAUAUUUUGAAUAUACAUCUCUUGUCAGUCUAAAGUGUGUUCUCAUUGUAUUAAAAACAUAAAAGCUACACAGCUUUUCUCCUGCAUGUGUACAUAUAUGUCCAAUUGUCAGCAUGACAAGUGACAGAUAUUAUUUUUGUAUUUUUAAAAACAUGUAUAUAAAGUUUUUUUAUUUCUUUUGUGCAGAUCAAUUUUUAAACUCACAUAGGUAGGGAUCUUUAUUAACUAUGAAAUGUCAGUGUUCAGCCAGAUGGGUAUGACAGCAGUGAAAGUCGAAAUUCAGUGAAGGCAACGCAGGAGGAACAGAUUGUUCUCCUGCUUUGCCUUCAAAGUGUCAUCAAUUGGUAGUUUUAGUGCUAUCUCUGCAAAGACGUCUAUAGAAACAUUUUAUAUUAAGGACAGACCAAUAUCAACACAGAAUAACUUCAAAAACUUCGGGAGAGUGCGGGAUUAAGUACAAGCACACUUGGCUUGUAGUAAAUGAACUGAUUUUUAUUAACUGCUUUGCCUGUAUAAAAUGCUGGUAUUUACAGGAACCCUGGCCACCUUCAUAAUUAUGAUAAAAGUACCAGGUAUAUUGCCAAAAGAAAAUAAUGUGUAGGCUUCAGUGGAUAUCUCUGACAAAAUGUUUCUCAAAAGUGAUAAUAAACUUAUUUUCACAUUAAAAAAUUUUGCUGUAUUUGUGGAAUCAGGACUGUUGGGUUUUAAAUUUUGGCCGAUCAGGAUUCUAGGUGAUCAACAUAUGGACCACUCCUAAAUUAGACUAAUAUUAUUUUUUAUAUUGAAACUGUCUUCGUUUGUUAAUCUGUCUCUGAAUUUUAAAAUAAAACAUCCUUAUGAUAAAUUAGCCCUUUGAUAUACCAGUGGAGUGUUUAAGAUAAAAAUAGCUUUGGAUCAUAGAACAGAAAUAUGUAAAAAUGUUAUAUAUUGAAUGUUAACAGGUACUUUUCACAGGUUUUUGUUUCUUAAUAAAGACAUUAAGGAAAGGCAUAAAAAAAAUAGUUAAUACAAAUGAAUGGAAUAAGCAAGUAAAUGAGACCUAAGAAUUGGCCUUUGAUUUUAAAUAUUUAAUUUGUUCCUAUAAACCUUGUCAAUAAAAAUAAUAAAUCAA
Loxodonta africana (African savanna elephant) is the source of this 2801-nucleotide messenger RNA. It is a transcript of the gene DEK, whose product is annotated as DEK proto-oncogene. Lineage: Eukaryota; Metazoa; Chordata; Mammalia; Proboscidea; Elephantidae. Gene Ontology annotation, biological process: chromatin organization; regulation of double-strand break repair. Gene Ontology annotation, cellular component: nucleus. The coding region runs from base 142 to 1275 and encodes 377 amino acids. Gene Ontology annotation, molecular function: DNA binding; histone binding. The record is from RefSeq and is a predicted model, not a curated record. The transcript is spliced from 11 exons.